Capsella rubella is the source of this 2385-nucleotide messenger RNA. Its product is annotated as myosin-2 heavy chain, non muscle. The record is from RefSeq and is a predicted model, not a curated record. The coding region runs from base 137 to 2263 and encodes 708 amino acids. The transcript is spliced from 7 exons. Lineage: Eukaryota; Viridiplantae; Streptophyta; Magnoliopsida; Brassicales; Brassicaceae.
GUUGUUUGUGUUUUGUUUUUUUUUUGUUAUCUUCUUCUUGCCUGAAAGAACAGAACUCACAACUCUCAAAAGAUUUUUGCUUUUCUCUUUUGGUCAAGUAGAGAGAGACAGAGAAAAAUAAUUGAUCUUUGUGACGAUGUUGGAAGAUUAUGGUAUAACGGAGGAAGAUCUGGUGAUCGAGGAAGCUCAGGGCUAUCCGAGAGCUUACGCUAAGAUCUGCCGCGAUUUUGAUGUUUUCCCGUAUAGAAAUGGUCCUCCUUUUACAUUCGUGCCCUACAUUCUUCAGCAGAACGAGAGCUUGAGAUGCAGAGAAGUAGAUGAUAUGUUUCCAGUAAUUGAUCCGAAAGCGAGACCAACCGCAAAACCGAAGAUCUUCCUGAGUCUCCUUUGGAAACAACUUAAUCAUCUAGGAAAUGCUGGGUUUGAUCCAGCUGUUAUUCGGAUUGAUCCGUAUGGGAAUGUUGUUUACUUCCACGCUGAUUCUGCUUCUCCUCUUGCUUGGGGUUUUGAUCAUUGGUUCCCUUGCUCAAGGGGAGGAUUAACAGUACCAAGCAACCUAAGGGUAGUGCAAUGGCAGGCACGCAAGAACAAGAAGGACAAACUUGAGUUCCUAGUACCAUGGUGGGAUCUUCAAGUUGGGAUUUCAGUUAAUCAGUUCUUGUCCAUUUUUGCUGCUUCUAGCUCUGAUUUCAGGAGGAGAGCAUUUUCAUUCUUGUUCAAAGAAGGUGAAACCGAGGAACUUAAUGGUUCACAAACGGUUGAUUCACACCAUUUCCCGCAACAUUUUGUUGAAUCGAAAGAGAAGUAUGGGCUUGCCUCAGCUGCAGUUGUUGUUUCUAGAAGAGAUCCUUAUGAUCCUUCAUUAGUCUUGAGAUCGCUUGAUUACAAUCGUCAAACACCUGCAAGGAAGAUGAGAUUCGGUGCAACCAAAGAGAAUGAGACUCCAGACUUGAUGAAAAAUUCUUAUCAAGCCAUUGCUGCUGCGAGGGACUCACUGAGACACCGAGAGGAAUCGCAGAAUAUGAGAGCUGAGAUGAAAAAGUUAGAUGACGAAACAAAUGAUUUGACAAGAACGAACAAUGAAGAGCGGCUUACCAUUCAGGAGCUGGAGAACGAGCUGGUUAAGCGAAGAAGAAGAGCUGAAAAGUGCAGGAGAUUGGCAGAAGCUCAAUGCUCGUACAGGAAUACACUUGAGAAAAUGAUCCGCGAUGCUAUGCACCAGAGUGUUGUGUAUAAAGAACAAGUGAGGUUAAACCAGGCAGCGAGUGGUGCGCUUAUGGCAAGACUAGAGGCGCAAAAGGCUAUUUGUGAUAGUUCAGAGAAAGAACUUCACAAGAAGUUUAAAGAAAGAGAGGAGCUGGAGAGUCAAGUGAGGCCUGAACUAGAGAAAGCAAGGAAACGAUCGAGACAUUUGCUGAAAGAUGAAGAUGACCUAUUGCUAGAAGAGAGAGACAGGAAGCUCUCUCUGUAUCUUCCAGGAACAAGUGAAGAAAUGUCUUCACACAAGGAGUUAAGGGUAUACUUUGAGGAGGAGCAUAAAGCAGCAGCUUCUGAGGCUGAAACUCAGAAGCAGGGGGAAAUAGAGGAGGUGGAAGAGGAACAGCAGAAUGCAGAGGUAUCUGAGAAGUCCCUUGUCGCGUUAGAAGAUAAUGAACCGGUUGAAAAAAAGGUGGGUGUAGAAGAAGGGAAGAGAGGCAGCAGAAGCUUCAGAGCAUUCCAUGUUUUCAAGGCACCAGAGAGUGAGGAAGAUGAGGAAAGCAGGAUAGAGCGAGGGAAAGGAAAUGUUGAGAACUGGCUUCAUAUUUUACUGGAGAACAACAGCAAAAACGGUCCAUGUGAUCUUCAAACCGAAGGAAGCAACAAGAAGAUUGAUGAAAUGAUAGAGAAACUGGACCAAAAGUUCCCAAUGCUUGAAAAGGUUGAUGAAGAAGUGGACUUGAAGUUGCAGGCUGAGGAGACAAACAACAACACAAGCAAGGUGGAAACAAGAACUGAAAGUUCUCAUAGAAGCAGAAUGAGUUUUGAUUUGAAGAACACACCAGAGAAGAGUGGCAGAGACAAAGUGGUAAAGAGAUCAGAGAGUGCUAGAGCUUUCAGAAGGAUUCCAUCAUCUCCAUCGCUUAUCUUCGGAAUGAAAAAGGGAAUUGACUGCAUCAGGAAGAAGCCAGUGGUUUCAAGGAAUGAUGAUGAGAGCGAAUAUCUUGUUAAGAACAACUUCAUCAAGUCAUCUCUCCAAACAAUCAAACGAGCUGUCAAAUUUUAAAGAUUCUGAUGAAAGCUUUCAUCGAUACACUCCCACAUAUCUACAUAUAUGCAUUUGUUUAUUGUUGUGAUCAAGUUGGUUUAUUCAUUAUUGUGUAUAAAAAGACUACUCCAUUGUUGCUC